This is a messenger RNA of Kwoniella botswanensis, 222 nucleotides long. RefSeq lists its product as uncharacterized. The transcript has a single exon. Bases 1 to 222 code for a protein of 73 amino acids. The record is from RefSeq and is a predicted model, not a curated record. NCBI's taxonomy places the organism in Eukaryota, Fungi, Basidiomycota, Tremellomycetes, Tremellales, Cryptococcaceae.
AUGUCUGAUCUACCUGGUGCGCAUCUGAUCUCUCCCGAUGGCAAGAGUUGCGUCAAGAUAGACCACGAGCGAGUGUUAGAGGUACUCUCGUCGACGGCGCCGGUACGAACUGCAGAUGGCAAGAACGCUUUCUACACCAAGGAUGGAUGGUAUUUGUUGACUGAAACCCCCGAACGCACCCAAGAAAUACUCGAUGCACAAGCGAAAGAUAAUAGAGCUUGA